Molecule: messenger RNA, 1533 nt
Organism: Neoarius graeffei (lesser salmon catfish)
Lineage: Eukaryota; Metazoa; Chordata; Actinopteri; Siluriformes; Ariidae
Gene: tifa
Product: TRAF interacting protein with forkhead associated domain
Exons: 2
Coding region: 254-850 (198 amino acids)
Biological process (GO): canonical NF-kappaB signal transduction
Molecular function (GO): protein binding
Source: RefSeq, a predicted model, not a curated record
CUGGACUUUCCAUGUCACAUGAAGCAGUUUUCCUGGAGGAGAUGACGUAAUCGCCUUCCGUUCCCGCCCCACGUGUGUGUGUGAGUGUGUGUGUUUCACUACAAACAGUAGCAGAGCACCCUUAGUUUGAAGAUGAGCAGUGUUGUGCACAGAGUGUGGUUUCAUUACAAAUCAGAAAGGACACAAACAGGAAGUGUUUAAAAUCGUGAAAAGGUAUCAUUCUGAAGAGAAGUCUUUGACAUCACCCAGAACAAUGCUUGCUGUGUCUCAGACAAUGGUAACGGAGGAAAGCCUCACCUGUCUCCAUGUUCAGCUGUAUCAUCCAGACCAGUCCAUGCAUCCUCUGUACAACCUUCUGCGCAUGAACCAAUCUUACAAGAUCAACGCAGAAGAUCCGAUUAGGCUGGGCCGAGAUGGACAGUCGUGCUCAUUUGUGCUGAACGACAGCCAUGUCUCCCGAAAACAGCUCUCUAUCCAGGCGUAUCGCAAGGUUGGUAGCCCAGACCUACGCUUCACUGUGCAGAACAUGAGCCAGAAAGGCAAGAUUCUGGUAAACGGGUCUGAACUGGGCCAUCUGGAGCGGGCUGAUCUGGAGGAAAAGGCCCUGCUCAGAUUUGGCAAGUAUGAGCUGCUGAUUUGGCAGGAGCCUGGUGAGGCACAGGACAGUUUUGAAGUUUUGUUUGAAAAGCUGAAUGUUUCCCCUUCAAGGGAAAUGGGAAUAGAUUUGCCAUGCAGGACACCAGUGAUGGAUACAGGUGUCAUUAACUAUCAGAAUGGAGCACCCAGGAGUCAUGAGCCAUUAGAAAUUGACGAGAACCAGUACAAGUUGCAGCCGGGAGAACCUUUUUAGGGUUCCAAAGAUGAGUUUGCUAGGAGACAUUCUGGGGUUAUUUUAAGUGUAAGGAUGGGGACGAGGCUGCUGAUUCAGCAUAUGACACGUUCUUAUUUUAUUGUGUGCGAAGAAAGGCACAUUUUCAGUUACAGACUUCUGUAGAGGCUCUGUUCUGUCAUUUUUACCAUGCUUUAUUAUUAUUAUUAUUAUUAUUAUUAUUAUUAUUAUUAUUAUUAUUAUUAUUAUUGUGCCCUAACUCAAUCUUUUGAUUACGUUACUGAAAUACUUUCUGGAAAUAGUUCACAAAUAAUUGAACAGUACUUUGAGUAGCAUUUCUGACUUGUACUGUAGUUUACUAUAUUUUUUACUAAAUAUUACUGAGCCAGAUGUUGAGCUUCGCUUUCUCUCUCUCUCUCUCUCUCUCUCUCUGUCAUAAACAGUUAAUAGCACAUUAUUAUUUAUCUAAAAUAAUGUAACUGUAUCAUAUACUGAUUAACUACCAUGCAUUUAUUUCGUAUGUACAUACAGAAUGUAGUGUUACACAGGCCAUGCUAAAGUAUAGGAUAGUGAGCCUUCUUUUGAACAAAAUGUGAAAUAGGUAAGACUUUUUUUAAGAUUGUUAUUAUCACCUUUUUUAAAGAAAAAAACAACAACCCUGAAUCAUUAAUCCUGAUUUAAACAAAUAAAAGCAGUUUUGUAAA